Neolamprologus brichardi is the source of this 2170-nucleotide messenger RNA. RefSeq names its product transcription factor JunD-like. Gene Ontology annotation, cellular component: transcription regulator complex. Gene Ontology annotation, molecular function: RNA polymerase II cis-regulatory region sequence-specific DNA binding; transcription factor binding; DNA-binding transcription factor activity, RNA polymerase II-specific. Gene Ontology annotation, biological process: regulation of cell cycle; regulation of transcription by RNA polymerase II; regulation of cell population proliferation. The record is from RefSeq and is a predicted model, not a curated record. NCBI's taxonomy places the organism in Eukaryota, Metazoa, Chordata, Actinopteri, Cichliformes, Cichlidae.
CUGUCUGCAUCCUCUGCUCGGCUCGUCCUUUUAUUCAAAUAUAAGACUGGAAAACGUAAUUUCUACCCAAUACGCGCGCUCCGGCGUGACAUAAUGGAACGUGCCAGGCUAGAAAAGCUCGGGGCGGUGCGCGCGGGCGUGUAUUCAGAUCCUGUAGGAGAGGAGAAGAGCGACACGGGGUGUUCACACAAGUGUUGCAAGUGUUGUAUUCAUUUUAAGAGCAGAUCAUUCCCGGCGCGGUUCGUCUCUGUGAGGUUAUGGGCAGGACACAGUUCUGAGGGAGUGUCGAGCAGCGCCACUUGUCAUUGUACCCACGGAAAUAAUGAUGAAGAAGGAUAUUAACUUGAGCUUGGCGGACGACGCAGACCUGAAACCGCACCUCCGCGACGCUGAGAGCAUCCUCAGCUCCCCGGACCUUGGGCUGCUCAAGCUGGCCUCUCCAGAGCUGGAAAGGCUAAUCAUCCAGUCCAACGGAAUGGUCACCACGACUCCGACCAGCUCCCAGUUCCUCUACCCGAAGACGGUGACGGACGAGCAGGAGUUCGCCGAGGGCUUCGUGAAGGCGCUGGAGGAUUUACACAAGCAGAACCAGCUGAACGGAGGCGCGCCGCCCAGCAGCACCCUGGAUCUCGGGGCUAACAUCGCCCCAGUCACCGUGCAGCCGGAUCUACCGGUGUACACGAACCUGAACAGUUACGGCAGUGGGCCGCUGGGAACCACUGUCAACUACACCACGGACACGGUCCCUUUCCCGCCUCCUCCGUCACAUCAUUUAGGGGCAGCCCCGCCGCAGCCAGAGCUGUCUCGGGUCCAGCCGCUGAAGGAGGAGCCUCAGACGGUCCCCGACGUUCAGAGCUUCGGAGAGAGCCCGCCGCUGUCUCCGAUCGACAUGGACUCUCAGGAGCGCAUCAAAGCCGAGAGGAAGAGGCUCAGGAACCGAAUCGCAGCCUCCAAGUGUCGGAGGCGCAAACUGGAGCGCAUCUCCAGGCUGGAGGACAAGGUCAAAUCGCUGAAAACCCAAAACACCGACCUGGCCUCGACAGCUAGCCUGCUGAGGGAGCAAGUGGCCCAACUGAAGCAGAAGGUGCUCACCCAUGUGAACAGCGGUUGCCAGCUGCUGCCACACGAGGUUCAAGUGCACUAGUCGGAGGGACUAACCUGCUGUUGGGCCACUGACCAGUUUAUAAGCUCCUUGGACUUUGUUAAUGUUGGGGUUUCCGUGUGUGUCGUAGCCCAGAUGUGUGCCGUUACGCGCAGGGGAUGAAUGCCAGGCCACGUAGGCCAAAACUGUACAUUCAUGUUCGUCUGUUUAACAAAAAAAUCGAAAAGAAAACUGAACUUUUAUGAUUGGUCAAACGUAAAACACACCUGGCACAAAAUACAUCAACACAUGGACCUCAGCGCGGAUACCAGCCAGCAGCAAGUCAAACUGUGUUUGCGUUCCUCGACCAUUUGUUCAAACUCGCCCCCACUUUGCGAAUAGAACAAAUCAAUAUGAUGUAUUUGCUUUUUAAGUCAAAUUGGUGUAUUUAUUUUGGUGCCGAAAUGAAGGGCAUUUGCCUCUAAUAUAUUCUACAUAACUAAUUCUAUGUAUGUUUACUGUUGAACAAGGCAGCUUUAAACUGCCAGUAUUUUCAAUGAAAUGAUGCCAUGGGCUUUCCUAAUGGGAGAAAGAGUCGCGUAUACGUGUUUACUGACUGCUUAUAUGCAGUCGUCAGCUGGACCAAACAGACAGACAGUGUUUCUACGAUAAUAUACACAUUUAUGAUUCUGAUAUUCUUAAAAUAUGAGGGAUUUGGUUGUAAAAAGAAGAAGGGAAAACGCCAACCACACCCAUAUUUGAUACAUGAGAUCUGAUCUACACUUAUAGCCUACAUGCUGUGUAUUUCUGUAGGGAACAAUUUGCAUGUUGCUGACAAACUCGAAUGUUGCCCGCUGCUGGGUUCACAUGAGGAAUUAAUCAGUGUCUAUUAUCUGUAACCUUUCUUUUUUUAAUACUCUACUGAGUCUUUACUGCAAAUGUGUUCUUGUUUUAAAUGUGAAGAAGAGUGUAAUCUUUCUGUUUGCGCUGACUGUUGCGAUCACCUCUAGCCUACAGUUAUUCGGCUUUAUGCGGUUGUGUUUGAAAUAAAUGCUGCUGGGCAAUAAACACUGUUUCCUCCAUAUUUUA